Messenger RNA from Centropristis striata (black sea bass), 2000 nucleotides. RefSeq names its product DnaJ (Hsp40) homolog, subfamily C, member 1 (gene dnajc1). The coding region runs from base 102 to 1652 and encodes 516 amino acids. NCBI's taxonomy places the organism in Eukaryota, Metazoa, Chordata, Actinopteri, Perciformes, Serranidae. The record is from RefSeq and is a predicted model, not a curated record. The transcript is spliced from 12 exons. Gene Ontology annotation, cellular component: endomembrane system.
CGGAUGCGUCCGUCAGUGUUUCCGGUGUUGUUGCGCUCUCGGACGGAGCAGGCUCGUGUCUUUUCGGUGUUUUUGCGGUUUAUUGUGACACUGUGUCGGUAAUGCGGGUCUUUGCGGGUCCGUGCGGGUCCUUGCUGCUCGGCCUGACCCUCCUAGUCUCCGCAGUCCCCCCCCUCUCAGCCUGGGACGCGGAUCUGGAGCUACUGGACCUGGUGGAGGAGAUCCCGCAGAACUUCUACCAGUUCCUGUCCGUGGACCAGGAUGCGCCAGCAGCAGAAAUAAAGAAGGCGUAUCGCCGCCUGUCUGUCUUUCUGCAUCCUGACAAGAACAAACAUCCAGAUGCUGAAACUCAGUUCAGACAGCUGGUGGCCAUUUACGAAGUCCUGAAGGAUGACGAGAGACGACGGAAGUAUGAUGACAUCCUGGUGAACGGGCUCCCUGAUUGGCGGCAGCCGGUCUUCUACUACAGACGAGUGAGGAAGAUGAGUAACACUGAGCUUGCCUUCCUCCUCUUCCUCAUCCUCACUGUGGGACACUAUGCUGUCAUCUGGUCCAUAUAUCUGGAAAAACUGCUUGACGAGCUGCUGAGUAACAAGAAGAAGAAAGAGAAGAAGAAGAAACUGAGCACCAAACCUGCAGAGGAGAUCAGGUGUAUCGGCCAGGACCGGACCGACAGAGUUCACGAUCGACCAAACUGGCAAGACAUCCUCCCUCUGAAGCUGAGCAUCUGGCUUUACCUUUCCAUCAAAAACCUGCCGCAGACCGUCCAGGAGGUGAAGCAGUACUAUGAGGACUACCAGCAGAUGAAGCAGCAGCAGAGAGAAGAAGCUGAAGCUGAACAGGAAGUUGUCAUUAGAGAGAAGAGGCCAAAGGUUAAGAAGCCGAAGGUGGAGUUUCCUGUUUAUGAGCUGCCCCCAGAGAACCUGAACCAGAGCUACGACCAGGCCACGUCCAUUGAGGACAUCGAAGACCAGAUGGACGACUGGCUGCAGGACCGCAGAACUACCAAGAAAAAGGCGACAGACUGGACAGAGGACGAGCUCAGCUUCCUCAGCAGGUUGAUGGUUAAAUUUCCAGGAGGAACUCCAGGUCGCUGGGAGAAGAUUGCUCAUGAGCUUGGAAGAUCUGUCAGCGACGUGACGGCUAAAGUUAAACAGGUGAAAGACAACGUCAGCCACACAUCAGGUCUGGUGAAGCUGUCGGAUCUGAAGGGACCUCCUCUUCCUGUGAGGUCACUUCCUGUUGCUGACACGUUGAUGACUCAGAGAGGAGGUGGAGCCUGUGAGGAGGUGCAGGAGCAGGAGGAGGAGGACGAAGCAGCUCCGGUGGUCCGGAGGAGGAACAAGAAGUCAGCAGCAACAGACGGAGUUGACUUGAAAGUCAGAGGUCGUCGGCAGAGAGAUUUUGACCCGAUGGCUGCGGAGGAAGAGGAAGCGGAGCCUCAGGAGAACAGGGAGAAGGCGGACUCCGCUGUCUGGACUCAGAACCAACAGAAACUGCUUGAACUUGCCCUGCAACAAUUCCCGAGAGGAACCGCAGAGCGGUGGGACCGCAUCGCCAAGGUGGUCCCCGGGAAAACCAAGGAGGAGUGUAUGAUUCGUUAUAAAAUGUUGGCGGAGCUCGUUCAGAAGAGGAAACAGGCUAAAAGCUGAUUUAAGGUGUUGCCCUGUAACUCCGCCUCCUCUUGCUGUGACCUCUGACCUCCUGGCAGGUGAAUCAUGAGGUGAACGUCCAGGUGACCUGUCAGCAGUGUUUUAAUUUUCUGUCCAGGUGAGCUGCCUCCUGAUUGGACUGAUUCAUAAUUUGUUUCGUUUUUUUUAAUCUGUGUGAUGUGGCGUCUCACCUGCUCAGGUGUUUUAUUACCGAUGUGUCAAACGAAGCGGGAAAUGAGCGUGAGCCCACUUGACCUCUGACCUCACAGCUUUAUGUGCCUUAGCUCCGUUCAGCAUGCUGUCAAUCAACCUGUUCAUCUGAUCAAUAAAAAGUAUUUAUUAUCUCCU